Rubroshorea leprosula is the source of this 944-nucleotide messenger RNA. The record is from the annotation of a GenBank genome assembly. Lineage: Eukaryota; Viridiplantae; Streptophyta; Magnoliopsida; Malvales; Dipterocarpaceae.
CCGACUCCAACGUUCCGGGAGGAGAGUGAGUGAGUCCCUCUGUGGAAGGAGGAGAAAGCGAUGUCGUUGUGCCCCUCGUUGGCAACUGCGCAUACUGUAUCUCUCUUAUCCAAAAAAUCCAGUCUCAGAUACGCAGGGAUCCAUGGCGGCCCUCGCUUCAGAGCUUCUUCCGCUAGUGAAGUACCCGACUUUCUUUCUGCAGAUUGGCUUGAAUCUCGCCGGAAGAGACCUUUUGGUCCAAGGCUAAGUUUUAGUGCAGAAGAAGCUAUCCAGCACCAACUUGAUGCUUUGAAGUACAAUGACAAACCCCGACAAGAUUAUGGGAUUGAGGUCAUGUACAGGUUUGCUGGAUUUGAUCCUUUUGAAAGGUCUACCUACUUUGGGCCAUUCUUUGACCUGGGGCAGUUUGAAAGGUUUAGGCGGAUUUUUCACCAUUCAACUUAUCGUGUGUUACUUGGUCAUAAAGAGAGAAAGAUCUUGAGUAGCUUGUUUGUAGAGGAGAAUCGUUUCAAGCAGAGGAUUUGGAUACUUGGAAAUCGCCCAGAGGAGGAAGAAAUAUUUGAAUUCACAAUGUUCCAGAGAGUUGGUGGUUCGUGGGAUGGUUAUUGGUUAACAGAGAGUUUACUUCACGAUGGGGAUGUCUUUGCUGGUGGUUUGGCAUACUGAGAAGAAACCGAUGCAGCUAUAUCAUGUUUUAUACCAAGAUAUCAGACACAACUUACUUGAAAUAAUGUAUAUAGUAUAAGAAUUGUUGCCAUGCUUGGUGCAAGAAGCUUGGUCAGUUGUAUUGAAACUGUAUAUAUGUAUGUCUAUUACACAUUUUAUUUGUCCUUUUCCUAUGUACCAAUUUGAAGAAUGGGCUCUUAGCUUAUAGAUACUGGCAACAUUUUCAGUUUUACUUGGAAUUCAACCUGAGUCUGCUUACCCAGUUGCACUGUUUCAAA